GAUUUUUGGUCGUGGAAGGAAUUUACAUGAACACCGGGGAUCUGUGUCGUCUGCCGAGGAUCGUGGAGCUGAGAAGGCAGUUCAAGGUGCGACUGCUCGUCGACGAGAGCAUUUCCUUUGGGACACUCGGAAAGACCGGACGUGGAAUCUUCGAGCACUAUGGCAUCCCGAACUCGGAGGCGGAUUUGAUCACUGGAACGUUGGAAUACGCGCUGUCGAGCGUAGGGGGCUUCUGCGUCGGCACUUCCUUCAUCGUCGACAACCAACGCAUCUCUGGACAUGGCAAGUCUUCCUCGGGGUAUUGUUUCUCGGCGGCUCUCCCCCCACUGCUAGCAGCGGGAGCCCUGGCGGCCCUCGAAUACAUCGAAUCGAGUCGCGGGAUCGCAGCCAUCGAGAGACUCAGGCGGAACUGUCUUCAGGCGCACGUGGAGUGGGGGGAUGUGCCGGGGAUGGAGCUGGUCGGGGAUGCCGUGUCGCCGGUCAAGCACCUGCAGUUUAAGGACCGUUCGGAGAAUUUGAAAGAUGAUUCGAGAGCUCUGCAAAAGAUGGUCGACAGGGCAGAGGAGAUGGGGGUGGCCCUGACUUCAGCCUGCUACGUGGAGGACGAGGACGUGUGCAUGCCACCUCCGAGCAUCCGAUUGGUCGUCUCUUCCGCGCUGGACGACGCGGACAUCCGGCGCGUGGCCGACGUCCUUCGCCGGUCGGCUCCCCGGCGCGGUCGCUGA
This is a messenger RNA of Darwinula stevensoni, 725 nucleotides long. NCBI's taxonomy places the organism in Eukaryota, Metazoa, Arthropoda, Ostracoda, Podocopida, Darwinulidae. The record is from the annotation of a GenBank genome assembly.